CUUACAGCAUGCCACGCCGCCAAAGUCUCAAACGCCAACAGUGUCGCCGAUCGCCAGCUGAUGUGUUAUGUUUGUGAAGAUUGUGCCAAGGUCACAAAAGAAACACCACUCGAGGCAUGCGACGCUGCAUAUUUCGAGAAAGUCAGUACAACAGAGGAGCCCACCGCUGAUCCAACCACAACGACGACGACGACGACCUCAACUGAGACAUCAACGGAGAGUAGCACAACAACAGAGCUGAGUACCACCACCAGCGUUGAGACAACCACAGCGGGCUCCACUACCGAGGCCAUACCGGCACCAUCCACAGUCGGCCCAGCGCCAACCACCACCACAGUACCCACACCACCAACAGUAGGCUCAGCCGUUGCGGAAGCAGAGGAAGUGGAUGCCGAUAAUGCCACCACCACCACCGAGAAUGCAUUGAAUGCAACCACCACCACUGAGAAUGCAUUGAAUGCAACCACCACCACUGGUGCGCCACAAGCGUUGCCAUAUGUUGCCGAUGACUACUCCUAUCACUGCUUCAGCGUACAAAAGAUGGUUAACGGUACUGCGUCGUUGGACCGCGGCUGUUCGCGCGUCACCACCAUGGAGAGCGUUUGUGGUCAGCUGCGUGCGUUGAACAAUGGCACACAGCUGAGCAAAUGCAUACCCUGCUCGAAUUCCAAUUGCAAUGGUAGCAGCGCGCUGGGCGUGUCUGUGGCGGCGUUGAUGUUUACGCUGGUUGCAGCGCUGCUAAGUCGACAAUAAGGCGCUGGAAUGGAAUGUCACAUAAUCUCUCUGGCCUGCGAUUGCAGCCAACUUGCAAUUACCGUCAGUUGUUUUGUUUCUGCAAGUUCUGUUAUUUUGUGUGGACGUUUGUUCAUGUUGAAGCCAAAAACCAUAUACGAAUGCAGUGAAAUCGCUUACGGGAAAGAGAAUGAGAAGCAACAAAUGGAACGCUUGCAUCUACAUAAGUAGUUUAGUUUACGUUUGGAAUUAAGUAUGAAAGUCAUGAAAAUCGAAAUAUUUUAAUUUACAAUUCUACCAAAACCCUUACUGUGUAUUAUCUCUUGUAAUGUACUUGUACUUAUUAUUUACGUUUGUAUUUAGUUGUUUUGGUUUCGUUCUUAGAUUUAUGUAUUAUUUUUACAAAAUAAAUACGAAGCUAAAGUUA
Messenger RNA from Rhagoletis zephyria (snowberry fruit fly), 1159 nucleotides. RefSeq lists its product as uncharacterized. The record is from RefSeq and is a predicted model, not a curated record. Lineage: Eukaryota; Metazoa; Arthropoda; Insecta; Diptera; Tephritidae.